Xyrauchen texanus (razorback sucker) is the source of this 4257-nucleotide messenger RNA. It is a transcript of the gene kifap3a, whose product is annotated as kinesin-associated protein 3a. Gene Ontology annotation, biological process: microtubule-based movement; cilium organization. The transcript is spliced from 20 exons. NCBI's taxonomy places the organism in Eukaryota, Metazoa, Chordata, Actinopteri, Cypriniformes, Catostomidae. The record is from RefSeq and is a predicted model, not a curated record. Bases 118 to 2487 code for a protein of 789 amino acids. Gene Ontology annotation, cellular component: ciliary transition zone; axoneme; kinesin II complex. Gene Ontology annotation, molecular function: kinesin binding.
UAGCAACACAAACAGCAGCGUCCUGUCAAAGAUGAGGCAGUUCAGACACUAGACAGACAUCAAAAUAUAUGACAUAAAUAAUCCCCACAGGUUAUUGAGUUUAAUAAACGAGCGGCAAUGCAAGCGGACGACGCCAGAUAUUUAAAACGGAAAUAUAAGGGUGGCACUUUAGAUGUUCACCCGACGGAAAAAGCACUGGUUGUCCAGUAUGAGGUGGAAGCCACUAUUCUGGGGGAGAUGGGAGACCCAAUGCUGGGAGAACGCAAGGAAUGCCAAAAAAUCAUUCGUCUGAAAAGCCUGAAUUCCAACACGGAUAUUGCCUCUUUAGCACGGAAGGUCGUAGAGGAAUGUAGACUAAUUUCCCCUUCCAGACUUGCUGAGGUGGAACAGUUAUUGUUCUACCUGCAGAACCGCAAGAAAUCUUCUGAAAAGAAAGAAAAGAAACCAAUCAAGCCAAGAGACCUCACUCCUUUUGAAGGGAUGGAGCUGGAUGAAGAGGCCAACAUUAAUAGCAUAGAUGACUAUGUAGAGCUCCUUUAUGAGGACAUCCCUGAGAAGAUCAGAGGUGCUACACUCAUCCUCCACCUGGCCCGUAACCCAGACAACUUGGAGGAAUUGCUGCAGAAUGAGACAGUCCUGGGCGCACUGGCCCGAGUCCUGAGGGAAGACUGGAAGCAUAGUGUCGAUUUGGCGACCACCAUCAUCUAUGUCUUCUUUUGCUUUUCCAGUUUUUCCCAGUUCCACGGCCUGAUCACUCACUACAAGAUUGGAGCACUGUGCAUGAGCAUAACUGAGCAUGAGUUGAAGCGAUAUGACUUAUGGCAGGAUGAACUGCUGAAGAAAAAGAAGGCUGGUGACGAUGACCCAGAUAAUCAGAACCUGAAGAAGGAGUAUGAGAAAGCCUUGAAGAAGUACCAUGGACUUCUGACCAAACAGGAACAGCUUUUGAGAGUGGCUCUGUAUCUUUUGCUGAAUCUGUCUGAGGACACCCGCACAGAGCUGAAGAUGAGGAACAAGAAUAUUGUCCACCUGCUGGUUAAAACGCUGGACCGAGACAGUGAAGAGCUGCUGGUGCUGGUGGUGUCCUUCCUUAAGAAACUCAGUAUCUUCUUAGAGAAUAAGAACGACAUGGCUGAGAUAGAUACAGUGGAGAAGCUGGCUAAACUGGUGCCCUGUGAACAUGAAGAUCUCCUGAAUGUCACUCUGCGUCUCCUUCUCAAUCUCUCCUUUGACACAUGUCUCCGCAGUAAGAUGGUGCAGGUUGGCCUUCUGCCCAAACUCACCUUGCUGCUAGGAGACGAAGCGCAGAGACAGAUCGCCAUGUGCAUUCUGUACCACAUCAGCAUGGACGACCGUUUCAAGUCUAUGUUUGCCUACACCGACUGCAUUCCACAGGUAAUGAAGAUGUUGUUUGAUUGUGGUGAGGAGAGGAUUGAUGCUGAGCUCAUUUCCUUCUGCAUCAACCUGGCUGCCAACAAGAGAAACGCCCAGAUCAUGUGUGAAGGCAAUGGUCUAAAGAUGCUUAUGAAGAGGGCACUGAAGCUAAAAGAUCCCCUAUUGAUGAAGAUGAUCCGAAAUGUAUCUCAGCAUGAUGGACCUUCUAAAAAUCUCUUCAUUGACUACGUUGGAGACUUGGCGGCUCAGAUCGGACUGAAGGAGGAGGAGGAGUUUGUGAUUGAGUGCUUGGGCACUCUCUCCAAUCUGACCAUUCCUGAUCUGGACUGGGAACUGGUGUUGAAGGAGUAUAACCUGGUGCCUUACCUCAAAGACCACCUUAAACCAGGCUCUGCAGAGGAUGACCUCAUCCUGGAGGUGGUGAUCAUGAUUGGCACUGUCUUCAUGGAUGACUCUUGCGCCGUAAUGUUGGCCAAGUCAGGCAUCAUUCCUGCUCUAAUAGAACUACUGAAUGCCCAGCAGGAGGAUGAUGAGUUUGUCUGUCAGAUUGUGUAUGUCUUUUACCAGAUGGUGUUUCACCAGGCCACUAGAGAUGUCAUUAUAAAAGAAACACAAGCUCCAGCGUACCUCAUUGACUUGAUGCAUGACAAAAAUGCAGAAAUACGAAAAGUGUGUGACAAUACGUUGGAUAUCAUUGCUGAGUAUGAUGUGGAGUGGGGCAAAAAGAUCCAGAGCGAGAAGUUCCGCUGGCACAACUCUCAGUGGCUGGAGAUGGUGGAGAACCGGCAAAUGGAUGAGGCAGAACCUUUUAUGUAUGGAGAUGAUGGAGAGCCUUUCAUCAAUAAUGGGGACAUCCUGGAACGGCCAGACCUCUUCUACAGUGCAGAUGGAAUUAUCUCAGCAGAUGGUGCUAUUAGUCCAGACUUCUUCACAGACUUCCAAAAUGGAGACCUGUUAGGACCACAGGGUUUCCCCAGCAGUUCUUUGACCGAUGGGUACGGACAGACAGGUGUGAAUCCAGCACGUCCUGCCACGGCUUAUGGCUUCCGGCCCGAUGAGCAGUUUUAUUAUGGUUACACAGCAUCACGGUAGAACCCCCUGUGUCCUACAGCCUACUACAGGAAAAAAUGGAAACUCCAAAAAAAAUCAUUAAAAAGAUGAAAAGUGAUGUUGUCAUUUCAAGUGCAUAAAACACUACUGUUUUUCUUCAUAUUCAGUAUUUCUUCAUAAAUAUGAUAAGUGGAUAUUUAUUACAUUUCAAGUGACUCUUGGUUUGAAUGUGUUUUAAGCAGAAUGUUCUCAUUGUUUUAAUGUGGCCAGUAGCUAUAGGGAAGGACCGUUUUUAUAUAAAAAAAAAAAUAUUUCAACCCUCACUUUUAGCUCGGUUGUGUCGUUUCAUGUGUAUUUAAGCCUUUACUGUGUGUAAUCUCUAAAGAAAUUAAGGCUCACGGCAUCCCUUUCAACCUCUUCUUUGCAAUAUUUUAAAAGUAGGGUAAAUUAGUUGCAUGAUAUCUCAGAGGUAUAGAUAACUUUUGAACGAGUUAUAGGAAUAGUUUACCCAAAAAUGAAAAUUGCCUCAUUUACUCAUGCCAUCCUAGAUGUUUAUAACUUUAUUUUUUCUGCUGAACACAAAGAUUUUUAGAAGAAUAUCUCAGAUCUGUAGGUUCAUUAAUGCAAGUGGCCAGAACUCUGAAGCUCCUAAAAGCACAUAAAGCCAAGGAAACAUCUGCAAUUGGCUAAAUUAGUUAAAUCCAUGUCUUCAGAAGCUACACGAUAGGUAUGGGUGAGGAUUAAAUAAAUAUUUAAGUAAUUUUUACUAUAAAUGCCCAUUUUCACAAGCCCUCCUUAGUGCUCUCUUCUCUGCUAAGAGUUUUUCUUGUUCCGAUUCAAAUUGUUCAUGCAUAUCGCCACCUACUGGGUAGAGAAUUUCUAGUAAAAAAGGGCUUAAAUAUUGAUCAGUUUCUCACCCACACCAAUCACAUCGCUUCUGAAGAUAUGGAUUUAACUCUGGAGUCAUAUGGAUUACUUUUAUGCUGUCUUUAUGUGCAUUUUGGAGUUAAAAAUUUUUGGCCACCAUUCACUUGCAUUGACCAACAAAGCUGAGAUAUUCUUUUUAAAAUCUUAAUUUGUGUUCUGCAGAAGAAAGAAAGUCAUACACAUAUGGGACAGCAUGAGGAUAAGUAAAUGAUGAGAGAAUUUUUGGUUGAACAAUCCCUUCAUGAGCAUUGAAAAAAUCCAACUCAUUAAACUUUAAAACAUUACUGUCAGUGUAUCUGCAUGGCAGUGAAGUUGGUUCAGAUACUUACAGCUUUUCGUAAGAAAAUAUUGUGUAACCUUAAAUGCAAAUUAAAACAUUCUGCUCUCUCAAUUUUGCUCAAGUUUACAUAAAGCAACUAACGUAAGGGUAAAUUUAAUUAUAGUGGUGCCCUCUUGUGGAUCCCAUGUGCAACAUAUAUGACGUAUUGAUUUCAUGUUCAAACACAAUUUAGACAUGUCUGCUGUCUUUAAACUUUAAAUACACAACAGCACCGGUCAAAAUAAUAAAACCGUAAUCUAACAGACACUCUUAAUACUUUUACUACUCACUAAUGUAAAUGUGAAAAAGAAUGUUGCCCAUUAAUUUGCCUUUGUUACUGUUGUACAAAUAUUUCUGUACAUCUCAGCUUCUGUGGUGCACUGCUAACUACAUAUGUAUUUUGUAAUGUAGUUAAACUCAAGUGUUCACUUAAAAUAUACUGAUUUUUUUAUGUAUUUUGAAGUAUUUAUGAAUUUCAUUGGUGCCUGGGAAUUGUCUUAACUAUUGUUUUAUAUAAAAUGCCAUUUAUUUAAUGUAGUGCAAUAUGAAAUACAAAUUUUGAUGUG